AUGACCAGCGAGUUGAGUUUUUGGGUUUGUGCACCGAAUACAGACUUUCCUUGUGCGUUGGAUAUAAUCAACCUGAUUCUUGAACCUAUCGGCAUAUCACUAAAUGUUUGGGUACUUCAUAUGCUGUGCCGCUUGCGGGGCAAAACACUGACCAGCCUUACGUUGCUGCGAACACUCACCUGCACCGCACUUCUGACCCUCCUUAUGAAUUUCAUAGAGGACGUCUACCCAUUUCCUCUGUCGACCGACAGUUACGUCUUCAACCGUAUUGCCUGUUACGUCUGGUACAGUCGAUUCUUCUAUUGGAUAUUUGUUGUUAUGGGUGGCCUUGUGCUGACCUACUUUACGGCUAAUCGAGCCAUACAGAUUGUCUGCAAAUACCAAUUUGCGUACAGCUCUUCGCAGGCUGUGGAAUUAGGCUCAGUUGCCGCCAUUGUUGUAUUCAGUGCUCUGCUCACUUUGCCACAAGCCAUUACUGUGCAAACGGACGGAAAACGAUGUAUUUGUUUUGAGAAGCCUAUCAAAAUUCCGAACGUAGUUUGGACCUUCACAGAGGUUUAUCUCUUCUUCUCCGUUCUCCUUGUGCUCAACGGCAUUAUCCUCACCUUCUCCUGUGUAAAGGUCCUUCGAUGGAUGCAUCAGACGCCCAGGGACAGCCAGAUCGACACGGUGAACAGUGUCUGCUUUCCAGGUACGCCAACGGAACUGGUCGAAAGGUUUGCCAACUGCCGAGGCUGGAAGACAGCCUCUGUAUGCAUGGUGCCGCUCUCCGUCAGUUAUGUAAUCUGCUUCGCCUACGACAGCAUCUAUCAGUUUAUUUGUGCAACUGGGCUCUGCACCUAUGUGAUCCAUAGCCCUGCGCAGAAGUUCGGGGGCACCCUGUUAAUUCUGCACGCUGUAAACGUACCUAUCAUCCUACUCAUCUUCAUUCCAGCUCUUCGACAUGAGGCUUGUCUGUUGAAAAGUCGUUUUGCCAAUGCAGUACGAAGAAGCGCACAAGCUUAG
This is a messenger RNA of Dibothriocephalus latus, 1005 nucleotides long. NCBI's taxonomy places the organism in Eukaryota, Metazoa, Platyhelminthes, Cestoda, Diphyllobothriidea, Diphyllobothriidae. The record is from the annotation of a GenBank genome assembly.